AUGCUAGUAGAUACCGGUUCGGUUGCUACGGUAAUUUCGAGAAAGGUUUAUGACACUUUAGGCUCAAAUAAACCUGUACUGCAGACGUGUGCAAACACGUUAUGUGCUGCAGAUGGGGGACCUUUACACGUGUAUGGCCAGGCUUUAUUUUCAAUUAAACUGGGAAAGAAAGUGUACGAGCAUGAAAUAAUUGUAGCUGAUCUUGGUGGACUCUCAGGAAUAGUUGGUUUAGAUUUUCUUGAAUUAAUUUUUGCUGUUUUGUUUGUUACAAAGGGAGUUCUCAAGAUGCCAGAUAAUGAGUUAUGGUUGCAUCAUGAGGUAGACAAUGUGAUUGCACAUAUUAGAUUGAGUGAAAAUGUUAUAAUUCCUUCAGAAACUGAAAUGAUUAUCAAGGGAAUAGUCGAUAGACCAGUUAAAUAUGGCUGGGAGGGGAUUGUUGAAUCGGAUGGUAGUGUAGAGAAGAUGGGAUUAUUGAUGCCUAAGUCCUUGGUUAAAGUGAAACAAGAUGAAAUUCUGUUUUCAGUGUUGAAUUCUGGAUCUGAGUAUGUUAGGUUAGAAAAAGGUUAUCCGGUAGCUACAUUAGAGAUGGUAUUUGGAGUUACAAAAACCGAUAACAAUAGAGUUAAUUCUAUCAGAGAAACAGGGAAUUCACUCGAAACUAUCGAGGAAUUACCUGAACAUCUGACAGAUUUAUUAGAACAAAGUGUAAAACAUCUUACUAAAGAGGAGGGUGAGCAAGCCGAGAAAUUGAUCAGGGAGUUUAGUGAUAGUUUUGUUGGUCCUAAGGAUAAAUUGGGUCGAACAGAUCUUGUUAAACACUACAUAGAUACUGGUGAUGCUAAACCAAUUAAAUUGCCUCUCACUGGACGAUUACCCAGAGGUCAAAAGGAAGUUGUGUUGAGAUGGACACAGUGCUAA
Molecule: messenger RNA, 918 nt
Organism: Gigantopelta aegis
Lineage: Eukaryota; Metazoa; Mollusca; Gastropoda; Neomphalida; Peltospiridae
Exons: 1
Coding region: 1-918 (305 amino acids)
Source: RefSeq, a predicted model, not a curated record